Molecule: messenger RNA, 1776 nt
Organism: Bombina bombina (fire-bellied toad)
Lineage: Eukaryota; Metazoa; Chordata; Amphibia; Anura; Bombinatoridae
Gene: GAD1
Product: glutamate decarboxylase 1
Exons: 17
Coding region: 1-1776 (591 amino acids)
Biological process (GO): GABA biosynthetic process
Cellular component (GO): presynaptic active zone; cytoplasm
Molecular function (GO): glutamate decarboxylase activity; pyridoxal phosphate binding
Source: RefSeq, a predicted model, not a curated record
AUGGCAACGUCUUCUCCUUCCUCCUCCAGUGUCAAUCAGGACACCAACCCAACAAAUUUACGACCUACAACCUAUGAUACCUGGUGUGGUGUGGCUCAUGGGUGCACGAAAAAAAUUGGACUAAAGAUUUGCGGCUUCUUGCAAAGGAACAAUAGUUUGGAAGAAAGGAGCAGAAUUGUAAGCUCCUUCAAGGAAAGACAGUCUUCCAAGAACCUCUUGGAUUGUGAAAACAUUGAAAAGGACUCCAGGUUUCGCCGAGCAGAGACUGACUUCUCCAAUCUCUAUGCCAGAGAUUUACUGCCUGCCAAGAAUGGAGAGGAGUCAACCAUGCAGUUCUUGUUGGAGGUGGUUGACAUUCUCUUAAAUUAUGUAAGGAAAACGUUUGAUAGAUCCACCAAAGUACUAGACUUUCACCAUCCUCACCAGCUUCUGGAAGGGAUAGAAGGAUUCAACCUGGAGCUGUCAGACAACCCAGAGUCUCUGGAGCAAAUCUUAGUGGAUUGUAGAGAUACACUCAAAUAUGGUGUAAGAACAGGUCACCCUCGCUUCUUCAACCAACUAUCAACUGGACUUGAUAUUAUCGGUUUGGCUGGAGAAUGGCUGACAUCAACUGCCAAUACAAAUAUGUUUACGUAUGAGAUUGCUCCAGUUUUUGUCCUUAUGGAACAAAUAACUCUACGGAAAAUGCGAGAAAUAAUUGGUUGGACAGAAAAGGAAGGUGAUGGAAUAUUUUCUCCUGGGGGAGCUAUAUCCAAUAUGUACAGUAUUAUGGCUGCACGCUACAAGUACUUCCCUGAAGUGAAAACCAAAGGCAUGGCUUCUGUUCCCAAACUGAUCAUCUUCACCUCAGAGCAUAGCCAUUAUUCCAUGAAGAAAGCUGGAGCUGCCCUGGGAUUUGGAACAGAGAAUGUGAUAUUGGUAAAGUGCAAUGAAAGAGGGAAGAUGAUUCCUGCUGAUUUGGAAGCAAAAAUCCUUGAAGCUAAACAAAAGGGAUGUGUUCCACUCUAUGUCAAUGCUACAGCGGGAACAACUGUGUAUGGGGCAUUCGACCCACUAGACGACAUAGCAGAUAUAUGUGAAAAGUACAAUCUCUGGAUGCAUGUAGAUGCUGCAUGGGGAGGUGGACUACUUAUGUCCAGAAAGCACCGUCAUAAAUUGAAUGGAAUAGUGAGAGCUGAUUCUGUCACGUGGAAUCCUCAUAAGAUGAUGGGCGUCUUGCUUCAAUGUUCUGCAAUUCUCUUGAGGGAAAAGACUGGAAUCCUACAAGGUUGUAACCAGAUGUGUGCAGGUUACCUGUUUCAGCAAGACAAGCAGUAUGACAUAUCAUAUGACACUGGCGAUAAAGCAAUUCAGUGUGGUCGCCAUGUGGAUAUUUUCAAAUUCUGGUUAAUGUGGAAAGCAAAGGGUACAGAAGGAUUUGAAGCACAGAUCAACAAAUGCUUGGAACUGUCUGAGUAUUUGUACUCCAAGAUCAAUAAUCGGGAAGAGUUCCAAAUGGUGUUCAAAGGAGAGCCUGAACACACAAAUGUCUGUUUCUGGUACAUCCCACCAAGUCUACGGGGAAUGCCUAACUGUGAGGAGAGACAAGAAAAAUUACACAGGGUGGCUCCAAAAAUCAAAGCUCUGAUGAUGGAAUCUGGAACAACAAUGGUGGGAUAUCAGCCCCAAGGAGAUAAAGCCAAUUUCUUCCGAAUGGUCAUUUCAAAUCCAGCAGCUACUAAAUCUGACAUUGAUUUCCUAAUUGAAGAAAUUGAGAGACUGGGUCAGGAUUUGUAA